Molecule: messenger RNA, 1368 nt
Organism: Panicum virgatum (switchgrass)
Lineage: Eukaryota; Viridiplantae; Streptophyta; Magnoliopsida; Poales; Poaceae
Exons: 1
Coding region: 1-1368 (455 amino acids)
Source: RefSeq, a predicted model, not a curated record
AUGCACAGGGUAGCCACUCAGCAUGACCUCUCACUGUGCAAGCAGGAGCAUAAUGAGCCCUUGAGAUCAUACCUAAGGCACUUCUUCGAUGUCCGCGCCACCAUCGCCAACAUUGUUGACACAGACAUCAUCGACUGUUUCCACAACGGCAUCACCACACAAGGACUUUAUCGCGACUUCGGCCGAAGCCGACUGAAAAUGGUCGUCGAACUUCGCGACAUGAUGCAGCGAUGGGCUGAUGAAGAAGAAAAGAAAUGGUCCCACUUUCCUCGGCACGGUAACGACAACAGCUCAAGACGCAAUGGAGAUCAUAAUAACGACAGGGGUCAUCAGGACCCCAACCGCAAGCGCAAGCCAGAUGACACAGUCGGGAUUGUUGAAUGCGGUUCCCGAGGCAAGAAACUAGGGAACCAACAUAACCAAUUCGACAAGAUCCUACGCAAGAGAUGUCCAAUCCACCCGACUGGCAACCACUCUAUGUUCGACUGUGUGACCCUACGCAAAUCUCUUAAUGCUCCCAUCCCCAACGACCUCAAGAAAAAGCGAGAUAAGAAAGAUGAUGAAGAGGACAAGGAAGGACCACAGGAUUUUCCACAACCCGCUAAUGUGGUCAAUGUCAUCUUUGGCGGUGACUCGAGCUUCUCCAAGUGCGCGCAGAAAUUGAUUCUACGCGAGAUCCUUUCAGUCGAGCCAGCUAUACAGAGGCCCCUCAAAUUUAGUGAGGUCCCGAUCUCCUUCUCCAGGGAGGAUCAGUGGGCCAGCUUCUUAGAGCCGGGAAAAUUCCCUCUUGUUCUGGACCCUAUUGUAUCUGGCUCCAAGCUCACUAAAGUACUCAUAGAUGGCGGAAGCGGUCUCAACCUACUCUUUGCAAGUACUCUCAGAAAGAUGGGGGUGAACUAUUAUGACAUGCUCACCCCAAGCAAAGCUCCGUUCUAUGGCAUCGUCCCAGGCAACUUAUCCACGCCAAUCGGGUCAGUCACCUUCCCGGUCACCUUCGGCACGGAAGAGAACUACCGCACGGAGCAUAUCAGAUUCGAAGUAGCAGACUUCGAAUCAUCUUACCACACCAUCCUGGGCCCGACCCUAGCCAAAUUCAUGGCUGUCCCCCACUACGUGUACCUACUACUCAAAAUGCCAGGCAAGUCAGGCGUACUCUCGCUCCGAGGAGACCUCCUCAGGUCUUACGAAUGCGACAGUAGUGCAUUCAAAUGCGCAUCAACCACUCGCAUUCCAAGCACUACCAGUGAAGUAUUUGCCGCAGCAAAGGAGCUCUCCAUGAAGCAAUCACCUCCAGCCAAGAAGGCAAGCCAGUCCUCGGUGUCUCCACCAAGACGUCGGCACGAAGACCAUCCAGUUGCAAGAAGGUGA